AAUCGCGGUGAGGUACAGUAGACCAGAGAUAAAGGAGGCCCCUAGAUUCCACCGCCACUCGCAUCUCGUCGCGCGCUCUGAUCGCUGGCGUCCCUCGGGCUUCGUGGCUUCGUCCACCCUCCGGCCAAUAGCUCACUGCCAGCUGGCAUCUCCGCGAUGCCCAAGCCGCCUUGCCGGUCGGCAGCGCGCCGGCCGCCCAAUCGGGUUGUAAGACAAUCCAAGGCGGAUCGCAGGUCCUCGUCGCGAUGCGCGCGCGUUUGCGCUGCGAUCAUCGUUUCCGCCUCGCUGCUGCCGUCGCUCUCCCUCGCCGCUGAAUCCGCGGAAAAGACGCGCCGCGCCUCCAACGAAUCGCGUAAAGCAACUUCGACAGUUCCCCCCGGGCGCUGCGUGUCGCAGGGCGGGCAGUGGCCGCCCUUCUGGCUGCAUGGGAAGCUGCCGCGAAGGAGCCCCAAGGGCGGCGCGCAGGAGCUGACGCACUGCCGCGUGUACAAAGACCGGACGUGCUGCGGGCGCGACAACAGCGACCACGCCCUCGUCUCCACCAGGCGGCUGGUGGUGGGGGGGGAGCCGACUGACGACUGCAUCGCCAAGUGGGAGGCUCUACAGUGUGCCACGUGUCACCCCCUCAUUGGCACGCAGCACGGGCCGCCUGCAAUCUGCGACUCCUUCUGCAACGCCAUCUUUUCUGCCUGCGGGGCAGCAUUCUUCGCAGCUGAUGGCUCCUCCCAGCACAUCUUCCCCUGUGGCCGCCGCGACACUCUCUGCGCUCGGCUUGACUCCUUGGCUUCCUCGGGCCGCCAGUUCUGCCAGCUGGCAGGCUUCGAUUGGCUGCCUGACUCGCACGGCGCAGGGGUGGAGAGGAGAGGGGGGCGUGGGGAGGAGAUGGGGGGGAGAGAGGGCGAGGGGAGGGGCGAGAGGUUCUGUUUUGAUGGCACGCUCACCGCUGCUGCUAGUAAAGCGAGGGGGGGGCACAAGGGGGGAGGAGGGAGCGGGGAGAAGGGGGGUGAUGAGGAGGAGGAGGCGGAGGAGGGCAGCAGUGGGUGGUGGGAGCAGUGGGUGGGCAGCGAGAGGGGGAGGCCGUUUGGGGGCAAUGUGGUGUGGCUGGUGUGCGGGCUCGUGCUCACAGCUGGCCUCACUUACUUGCGGUGGGUGGGGGCGCGCAGCAGGCGCAGGAGGGCUGCCAUGUUCGCCCUGAGGCGGGUGGAGGCACGCGCCAGGCAGCAGCAGCAGCAGGCGGAGGGGGUCAGGGCAAGGCAGCAGCAGCAACUGACUGAGGCCGUGGGCCCUGCUGCCCCGGCCUCUGUCCCCUCGACCGCCCCCACCCCUGCCCACGCCACUGUUGCUACCACCACUGCCCGCAGCUCUGCACGGCAAUCUGCCCGCCUGCCCGCCUCUCCUCCUCGGUAGUGGCCGUGGCUGCAAGGGCGCAUGGGGGCCGGGCCAUGGGUCACGAUGUCUAGAUGAGCACGAGGUGCCUUGUCAAACCGUGAUGUGCUUCAGAACAUGUAUUGCGAAACGUUUCAUCCCGCUUCAAACAAUCCUCUCACAAGGGCUGCAGUCGCAGCUGUGAGGGACAAGAGAGACGGGGAAGAGAGGAGAGCAGAGGAGGUGAGUCUCAGAGUAACAGAUUAACUAGAAUGAUGAGGUACAAGGGAAUAUAACCUAAGGUGUUCUAUUCUCUGUGAGCAUGCACCUAUCUAGCCUAUAAAAUAUAUGUUGACCC
Messenger RNA from Closterium sp. NIES-67, 1723 nucleotides. NCBI's taxonomy places the organism in Eukaryota, Viridiplantae, Streptophyta, Zygnematophyceae, Desmidiales, Closteriaceae. The record is from the annotation of a GenBank genome assembly.